CCGGGGUGCCUCCCACCCUCCUUGCGGAGCGGAGCCGCUAGUGAAGAGAAGAACAUAGCGGAGUUUAGUCCGUCUGCGCCCGCACCUAGCUCACCCCGCAGCACAGGCCACUGCGGGAAGAUGGCGACGGAAAAAACAAAACAUGAAGGCAGAGUGAAGAUUGGACAUUACAUUCUCGGUGACACGCUCGGCGUGGGGACGUUCGGGAAGGUUAAAGUGGGCCAACAUGAGCUGACCAAGCACCAAGUUGCAGUGAAGAUCUUGAACAGGCAGAAGAUCCGUAGCUUGGACGUGGUGGGAAAGAUCCGCAGAGAGAUUCAAAACCUCAAGCUUUUCAGGCACCCUCACAUAAUUAAACUGUAUCAGGUUAUUAGCACUCCAACAGAUAUCUUCAUGGUGAUGGAGUAUGUCUCAGGAGGAGAGCUCUUUGACUACAUCUGCAAGAAUGGAAAGUUGGAUGAAAAGGAGAGUCGUCGGCUGUUCCAGCAGAUUAUUUCAGCAGUAGAUUACUGUCACAGGCACAUGGUGGUACACCGAGACCUCAAGCCUGAAAAUGUGCUACUUGAUGCACACAUGAAUGCCAAGAUUGCGGAUUUUGGUUUGUCAAAUAUGAUGUCAGAUGGAGAGUUCCUGCGAACAAGCUGUGGUUCUCCAAACUAUGCUGCUCCAGAGGUCAUUUCAGGAAGGUUAUAUGCUGGUCCAGAGGUGGAUAUCUGGAGCAGCGGUGUCAUUCUCUAUGCCUUGUUGUGUGGCACACUUCCCUUUGAUGAUGACCACGUGCCAACACUAUUUAAGAAGAUUUGUGAUGGAAUAUUUUUCACGCCGCAGUACCUGAACCCUUCAGUAAUAAGCCUCCUUAAACACAUGCUGCAAGUGGACCCCAUGAAAAGAGCCACCAUCAAAGAAAUCCGAGAGGAUGAGUGGUUCAAACUGGACCUACCUAAGUACCUGUUCCCUGAGGACCCAUCAUACAGCAACAACAUGAUUGAUGAUGAAGCCCUUAAGGAGGUUUGUGAGAAGUUUGAGUGCACAGAGGAAGAGGUGCUGUCCUGUAUAUAUAGUCGCAACCAUCAGGAUCCACUGGCCGUCGCCUACCACCUCAUCAUUGACAAUCGACGCAUUAUGAGUGAAGCCAAGGAUUUCUAUUUGGCGUCCAGCCCUCCUGACUCUUUUCUAGACGACCAGCACCUAACUUCAUCUGGUGCAGCUGUGGCCGGUAUUAUCAAGCCCCACCCCGAACGCGUACCCUUCCUUGUGGCGGAGACCCCUCCCAGGCCUCGCCACACUUUGGACGAAUUGAACCCCCAGAAGUCCAAGCACCAGGGUGUAAGAAGAGCCAAGUGGCACCUGGGUAUCCGCAGUCAGAGUAGACCCAAUGAUAUCAUGUCAGAAGUUUGUCGUGCCAUGAAACAGCUGGAUUAUGAGUGGAAGGUUGUAAAUCCGUAUUAUUUACGGGUGAGAAGGAAGAAUCCUAUCACUGGAAUGCAAACAAAGAUGAGCCUUCAACUCUACCAGGUGGAUAGUAGAACCUACCUCCUUGACUUCCGUAGCAUAGACGAUGAUAUGUUGGAGACUAAAUCUGGAACUGCUACCCCUCUCCGCUCUGGGUCUGUGGGCAACUACCGCACCACUAUAAAGAAUAAUGUAGAUGGGACAGACGCUCCAACUGCGUCUAGCACUGUGCACACACCCAAGGCUGCAGACAGCUCCUUAGCUUCAUCUUUGACCUCAUCCGUUGACUCAACGGGAGGGGUGGACAACACCUCUGUCCCUCGACCAGGAAGCCACACCAUUGAGUUCUUUGAGAUGUGCGCAAAUCUUAUUAAACUACUUGCACGAUAGCUUGCAAAACAAUCGCUAGCCUUUUUUCCUCUCCGAGUGUCUUUAUAGCAAUAAGCAUGCAACAGAUUCAUGGCUCAGUUCAUUCCCGCAGAGGAUGAAAUGAUUGUUCCAUGGCACUUAUCCAGGUUGGCGUACCCUAAGAUGAAGGGACGCAUAUUGACUUGAUAGGGGAUUAUUGAUGAGGGGUUAUUGGGAGGGGGGUAGUGAUGGAGCAGCAACUGGUUGGCUAGGACAGAAUAACAACAUAACAGAGGGAGGGUUGUGAUUUCCUGAUAAAAUAAAUAGCAGAUAUCUGCAUCCCAUCUUAAAUGUAAGUGAUUACACUGAAUUUUCUGUACUGUAGCCAGUGAACACUGCUGUCCAGUACAGACAAUGAGGAUGCUAUUGCCUGAAGAGAAGGAAGCCACUAGUUGAUGGUUGGGUAUGUAAGGGUCUGUCAAAUAGGAUUUGGGAAGCACUUUUGCACAAAUUUCUUUUAUUUCCUGCUGCUCGUUAAUUCUCUCAGUGGGGAUCAGAGAAGUGGUGCAGAUUUAUCAGCGCUAUUGCUUGGGCUGUCUUGCCUGUCACAUUCAUUGGACUCUUGAGUAAGUGCAAUGACCCCUGUAUUUCUGUCUUGUGUCAGGGACACUUCAUCAGAUCUGUUUAGUUGUCUUUUUUUGUGAUUCUGAGUCAUCACAGACUUUUUUUAUGGUUCUGUCCAAUUCAUUUGACUUUGUCUGUCCCCUACAUUUUUAUAUAUAAAGACAUGAAUAUAUUUAUCAGUGCGUUAUGUGGACAGAGUGUUGGUUCUAUUAGAAAUCUUUCUUUUUUUCUUGCAUUAAGAUCUAUUGCUGGAUGGUAUAUAUUUUCCUUUUUUUUUCAAAUCUAUCACAAUUUGUUUUCUUUAAUCACAAUUAUUCAGAUACUUGAUUGUCUUUCCAGAUAAAUAUAGCCUGCUUUUACCAUUUAAGGGUAUUUUGCCAUGACAGUAAAAUUUAGAGAUUUCACUUUAGUGUAACUAUAUUAAAAUGACCAUUUGACUUUUUUUGUUGUAUUUUCUUGCUAUUCUUAGAUUGAUAAUUAGAAUGUCGGUAUGAUUACUAAAUGAAAUGCCUUUCUUCUGCAUUCAAUUUGUAAAUGCCAAUCCAAGUAUAGGCUUCAGGGCUCAAUUUGAAAAUGAAUAGUAGCACUUAACAUGCAGUGCAUGAAUAAUGUCUAUUGACAGGUUGAUGUUCGUUUUGAUUUUCAAUACAUUCCCCUAAAAUUUGACCUUGGGAAGAGGUUUAAUUGUGGUAAAAUGUGAAAAAAAACGUAAGCUUGGAAAUGUAAAGUUCUGCUGAUUCAUUCUGAUUAAAAGAACACUUUAUACUUCACAAAGUCAUUGAUAAUUCUAUGAUCCUCCAUUUUCUGUCCAUAGUCUUGAAGUUUAAAGUUGUUUGUUGUUUGGCUGCCUUAUCAUUAUCAGUACUGUCAAUCAGUUUUUAUGUCAUUAAAGGUUGAAAUUCUGAAUUAUUGACACCUUUGCAGUUUUAAGGGUUAAAGUCUACAAAUGAUUUUGUUAGUGUUGUUCAUGUUAAAUUUGUUAGUUUAAAAAUCCAGAUAAUUCUGUGUGUUGGCGUUAAGGAGAGAAUGCAAUUGCUGCAGAGCCUAAAAUAAACAUCGGAUAACUUAUUGCCAAACCACUGUAGACCUCAGUUCAUACUACUGCAUUUUUAAAUAAUUGUAAUCGCAAAACCAAACCAACACCAAACUUGAGUCAAGUGUUUCCUCGAUUUAAGUUUACAUUAAUUGUCUUGGUUUCCAGUUUUAGCUUUUCACAGCUUUAAAGAUGAUCUCAUUUGUAUAAACCAUUACACAUUUCAGAGUUGUUACAACAAAAAUUGUUAGUGACAAUAAUUGUGAGCGUGUUAUUUGUUUUGCUGUCCUGUGGGGCAGGUUUGGACUGAAAUAUUUAGUUGAUGUUUGAUCUUUAUGUCUCAGAGUUAAACUAGUUUGUGACAUAUAGUGAUCAUACUCAAGAAACAAUGUGGGCUAUGAAAAAAUUGUAAAACUAAACAUUUAACAAGAUAUGAAUACAAAACUUUUUCAUGACUCACAUGAUGGAAUUUGUUCAGAAGAUUAAUGUGUGAUCGUUUUUGGAGUAGUUUUCUAGAGGACUGUUUGCAGGUAAAGUCUGUCGGUCUGAACUGCUUCAAAUAAAUAUUGUUCUAUUUUUGUUUGUAUGUAAAGGGACGCUACCAGAAUGACCAGUGUAAAAUUGAAUGGACAGUGUUGGAAUCAUUUGUAUACGCCUAAUAAACUGCUAAAUUGCACAUAA
Betta splendens (Siamese fighting fish) is the source of this 4138-nucleotide messenger RNA. It is a transcript of the gene prkaa1, whose product is annotated as protein kinase, AMP-activated, alpha 1 catalytic subunit. Gene Ontology annotation, molecular function: ATP binding; protein serine/threonine kinase activity. The transcript has 9 exons. Lineage: Eukaryota; Metazoa; Chordata; Actinopteri; Anabantiformes; Osphronemidae. Gene Ontology annotation, biological process: protein phosphorylation; intracellular signal transduction. Gene Ontology annotation, cellular component: cytoplasm. Bases 121 to 1842 code for a protein of 573 amino acids. The record is from RefSeq and is a predicted model, not a curated record.